Messenger RNA from Clunio marinus, 660 nucleotides. Lineage: Eukaryota; Metazoa; Arthropoda; Insecta; Diptera; Chironomidae. The record is from the annotation of a GenBank genome assembly.
AUGUUUUAUGUUGAUUUGAUCAAAGAGAAAUUAAAUUUGGUGAACAACAAACUUGAUGACACCAUAAGAAGGAAUCGUGAAAAAAUGGCAUUUGCUAUCUACACUAAUAAACUGCAAAGAUUUGAUCAGAGAAUUGAAAAAAGAUCAUCACUUUAUGACCAGUUGAUGGCUUUGAAACAAGUUUAUGGGAAAAUUUGGGACAUUUCUAAUCUCAUCAACGAUUGUUUCGGAUGGAGCUUAUUGGCCAUUGUUACACAAUAUUUCAUUGAAUUCACUUCAAAUGGAUAUUGGUUGUUUUUAGCCUUAGAAAAUCUUUUAGACCGAUCAAUUGCUAUUCAAAGUUUAUGUUCAAUAUUUCCUAUUGUCAUUAUAUUAACAACCAUGGCAUAUUCUUGUCAUCGAUGUUCAGAAAAUUCACAGCAAACAGGAGUUUUAAUACACAAAAUUGAACGAGAUAUUAACAACGAUCUUCAAAACGCUUUGAUUCGUGAAUUUUCACUUCAAAUCAUUCACGAGCCAAUUGAAAUCUCUGCAAAUGGUUUCUUCAACAUCAAUUUCACAUUAUUGGGAUCAAUGUCAGCAGCAACAGUUACAUAUCUGGUCAUUCUGAUUCAGUUCCAAUUAAGUGAAAUUAAGAAAAGCGGUAACGUUGAAAAUUAA